Molecule: messenger RNA, 3832 nt
Organism: Hippoglossus stenolepis (Pacific halibut)
Lineage: Eukaryota; Metazoa; Chordata; Actinopteri; Pleuronectiformes; Pleuronectidae
Gene: dnajb1a
Product: DnaJ heat shock protein family (Hsp40) member B1a
Exons: 3
Coding region: 397-1485 (362 amino acids)
Cellular component (GO): cytosol
Molecular function (GO): transcription corepressor activity; Hsp70 protein binding
Source: RefSeq, a predicted model, not a curated record
UAUGUGGCGGGGACUCCUCUCGGCCCGGUGCUGAUGACACACAGCUGCAGCUUCUUCCAGAAGUUUCCUCUCACGGGUUUUACUGACCCGACUUCAACGGUCGGAUUCUCCCGGUGAGAAAAGCGGUGCGUCGCGGUGUUUCGUGGUUUAAAUUCAGUGACAGUUCCUCGCGUCGUGUCGGCUCGGAGUUUUAAAAAAGAAGUUACCCGCUGUGAGAGCGUGACAAGUCGGGGGAGCGACCACCCUUCGCCGUUAGCUAGCCCGGCUACUGCGGCGGAGCCUGUCCCCGUCACCCGGUCACCACCGGACAGGACACGCUGGAUGUGCCGCUGCCACGGAGCAGAAGCUAAGGCCUGGGAUGAUGCUCGUGUGAGGAGGAACUGAUCGGACUCUGGGAUGGUUAACGACUACUACACGGUGCUGGGAAUAGCCAGAGGUGCGUCCGAGGAGGAGAUUAAGAAGGCGUACAGAAAACAGGCCCUGCGCUACCACCCCGACAAGAACAAGUCCCCCGGAGCAGAGGAUCGAUUCAAGGAGAUCGCGGAAGCCUACGAUGUCCUCAGCGAUGCCAAGAAGAAGGACAUCUAUGAUCAACAUGGAGAAAAAGGAUUAAAGGGUUCGGCCGGCGGGGGAAGUCGAGGACACAGCGAUCAAAGCUACCACUACUCCUUCCACGGAGACCCUCACGCAAUGUUCACAGAGUUCUUUGGAGGCCGCAGCCCGUUUGACCAUUUAUUCUCACAGAAUGGGGAGGAUGACCGGGACGUCAACGACCCCUUCCCAGGGUUUGGCGCAGGAGGCAUGGGAGGAGGCAUGGGAGGAGGCAUGGGAGGCAUGGGAGGAGGCAUAGGAGGCAUGGGUGGCAUGGGUGGCAUGGGUGGGUUUCCCAGGCCCUUCAAAUCACAUGCAGGAGGCCCCCGCAGGCCGCAUGAGAGGAAGAAGGACCCGCCCGUGGUGCACGAGCUGAAGGUGAGCCUCGAGGAGGUUUUCGCAGGCUGCUCCAAAAAGAUGAAGAUCUCCCGCAAGACACUGAACCCGGAUGGCUGCACCAUGCGCAGCGAGGACAAGAUUUUAACAGUCGACAUCAAACGUGGCUGGAAGGACGGGACAAAAAUCACUUUUCCCAGGGAGGGAGAUGAAACUCCCACCAACAUCCCUGCAGACGUGGUGUUCGUGGUCAAAGACAAACCCCACCCGGUGUUCAGACGAGAGGGCUCAGAUAUCAUUUACCCUGCAAAAAUAUCACUCAGAGAAGCGUUGUGUGGAUGCACAGUCAACGCACCGACGCUGGACGGCCGGACCAUCACUGUGUCUUCCAGAGACGUUGUCAAACCGGGAAUGAAGAAGCGUGUCGCUGGAGAAGGGCUGCCCCUGUCCAAGUGCCCCGAGAAAAGGGGCGACAUGAUCUUGGACUUCACCGUUAAAUUCCCUGACAAACUCGGACAAAGCACGCGUGACGCUCUCAAACAGAUCCUCCCGCCGUGAUGUGACGAUUGAAGUUUGCCCUAAAGUGUAACAACUCUGACACUCUCUCUGUCCAUCCUUGAGCCAGACAGUUUGAGGCACAGGGCAGAUUUGGUUCCAGCUGUGUAAUUUUACCACGUGAACACCAAACCCACUUUCUGAGCCAGUAUCCAGUCAGUGUAUUAAGCGUCUCAAGACUUGUAAACUGACAGCUGAGGUUGAGUAACAGUGUUAAGCAACGGCCUGCUUCAGUGUCAGGCUUAAGUUAGAAAAGUAAACCGUAGCAAGUGUGUGUGUGUGUGUAUGUAAAUGUUAUAGCUGCAAUAAGGAGAAGGACUUAACAGUUCACUGAAUUGUAUCGUUUGAACAUUUUAUUUAGAGUUGGAGGAUGUGGUUUCAGUUUAGCACUUUUUUGGGAAACGCUUUAAAGUAGCUCCCAGCUGAUUAACAAUACCUCAGGUGCACUGACGUAUGCUUGAAUGUAGCUAUAACUACAUUAACCGACAGGAUGUGAUUAGUUUCAGCCGCCAAUGACCCCCCCCCCGUUCAGCCCUGGUAUUAACUUCCACCCUGAGUGAAACGUCCACAAGUGGUCUGCACCAAGUUCAGGUAUGAACGCACUGUGUGAACUCGAAUGCGUCCGAGGCCACAUAGGAAGUACCGCCUCCUCCGCUGACGUCCUCUGACCCGCUACAGUUUCACAAUGAAUCAAAAAGAUUUUUCACUCAGCUUUCAUACAUAGAUUUAUUUUUCACCACAUAAUCGACACUGACCAUCACAUAAUGGGUAGAAAUCUUUGUUUACUGCUCGCUCAUUUAUUCAGCCCCUCCUGACUCCGCCAAGCUAUCGCUCAGUCACACACACACACGCACAAACAUAUUCUUCAAACACAUCUGUAUCCAUAGGUUAUUAUUUGCAUAUAGAGCAAGGAAGUAAUCUCUGAUCACAAGAGGGUCAGAGGAGACACAUCGAGGACGCAUUUUAAUACAGGUGUGAAUUGACAAACUUAGUGCUGUCCACUUAUGAUCAGAUCUCUCAGGGCCGAUGUUAAUACCAGGUCUGAACGGGCCGAUGCCACUUUAUGUAGGGCCACAUUCUCAUAAGUCGUCUGGAAAAAUGAACCUAAAAUAUCCACAGGCCUAAAAAUGCUGUUGUGUGGAGUGUCAAGUUUCAGUUAUGUACCAUUUACAUAUGAAUUAAUUUCACUGUCAGGUAGCAUUAUACACAUUUUAAAUGUAGGAAAGAGGGAGCACUGCUAUCAGAUCGGUGUCCUCUAUCAGGAGAUAUCAGAGUUAAUUUAUCAAAAAAAUCCAAUGUGUUGAAGACAGCCCAUCUUUCAAAAUGUUUACUUUAACAAGACCCUGUUUCAGCAGGAUUGCACUCUUUACUGUGUAACAUAUUAGAAUCAUUGUGCCAAAUAAUCAUCCCUGUGUAAUUUCAAAAUAUGUACGUGUGUGAGGUCUUAAAUGUUGAGCAUGUGUGUGUCCCAUCAUGUGUGGCUGACAAAUGAUUAAAAUCUUAAAGCUAAAUUCCUUCAUCAUACCUUUAUAGAUAAGCAACGUCCGUGUGAUAUUUCAUUUCCUCAUUUGUUACUUCUCUGUUUGAUGAGUCAUUUCAUCCAAAGCCACUGAGCUCUUUGUCUUUUCUUAUUUAUGAGAUAUGAUAUAAGACUGGUGCUUAAUUGCGAUGCAAAUAUGUGUUUAAGCCCCUGAUUUAAAGGCAUGCAGAAUAUAUAUAUAUUUUUUAAAGCCUACAUUAUUCUGCCUUAUAACAUGCCUUUUAUUAUUUCCUUUAUCCGACAGUGUUCACUAUAACAUGCACAGUAUCUGGAAAUAUUUUAAGUUUUACACCUCAGUAAGAAACGCGCGAACUCUGCGUCACGUUUAGCUCCGUGCAGCUCUUACUGUGGAGGUUUGUAAACCAGGUGGUUCAUUUGCACACUUUAAGUAUUUCAGUGUUGACGUAUCCACUGUGAGAAGAAGCCACGAACUUCGCGGCGGUCGUUUCUUUCCUAAACCUGCUCCUGCUGAAGUUUUACGUUUCUAGCUGACACAAACAUGUGGUUUAACAUGAUUGUAGUAGAGAUGUGUAAUCUCAGUAAUGUUUAACUUUUUUUGUUUAAAAAAAUUUUUUUUUUCCCCCUUGCACAUGUUUUCCUUUUUACGGGAAAAUGUUUAUGUAUUAUAUUUGUUUUACCUCUUGUUUAUGUAAUUCUUCAGAGUGGGAUUUAGGAUGUAAUUUUUUCAAAGGUUUUUCCUAUGCUGUGAUGGAUUUUCCAGAUUAAAGAAAGUGACAUGUCUUUGAUUAAGGCCUGUAUGUUUUGAUUAAUGAGGAUGUUUUAUAAUGAUUAAAACAUUUUCCCCUGAAA